Messenger RNA from Parastagonospora nodorum SN15, 1017 nucleotides. RefSeq lists its product as hypothetical. The coding region runs from base 1 to 1017 and encodes 338 amino acids. Lineage: Eukaryota; Fungi; Ascomycota; Dothideomycetes; Pleosporales; Phaeosphaeriaceae. The transcript has 6 exons. The record is from RefSeq and is a predicted model, not a curated record.
AUGGCCCAGCUCCUCAAGCAGCACCCAAUCUUCCCAACCGGACUGUCCCCUGCGAAGCCAUCACCGGCCCAGCCCGUCAGCAGAGCCAUUAGCGACAACAUCCUCUCCGCCCUCAACAUGACUGCGAGCAGCUUCAACACGCCGCCACCCUCCGUUGGCUGGGACUGGCAGACGGGGGCCAUAGACACGGCCGCCUCCAUCUACAGCUCCACAGGCGACAUGAUGAAGACCCGUCGCUGGCUCAAGCCCAUGAGCCAGACGGGCGUGCUCGGAUCGGCCGUUGGCGCGCCGUGGGAAACCCGCCACCUGGUGCUCUACAAGCGGCUGAUGCAGCUCUACACCAAGCAAGGCGACAUGGGCAGCUACCGUGCGGCGCUGGUGCUGUCACCAAAGCAUGGUCUCGGCGCGGUAAUUCUCUCUGCAGGCCCCAUCGAGUCCAACUCGGCCGCUGGGCGCGAGACGCUCAUGAACGCUGCGCGAGAAGAGACGCGCUCCAACUUUGCAAGGUCAUACACAGAUGCCGCAACCAACAGCUCUGUCAACAUUAUGGUCGACGCCUCAACGCCCGGCCUUAGCGUGACGCACCUCUCCGCCCGCGGCGUCGAGGUAAUCAGUCCCUCCAGCCCCUUCAUCCCGCUCUACGGCGCUGGCCAAUCAGCGCGGCUCUUCCCAUCGGCACGGCCAUCAUACAUGUCACGCCUGGGUUUCCGAGCGAGCUUCUUCAAUGCAACGGGUGAUGGCGGGGCGGUGCAGGACCCGGGGUUGAUGCAGUGGACGUCGCUGGGGGCGCCGGCGUAUGGGAGCGUAACGCUGGAUGAGUGGGUGUUUGGGAUGGGGGAAGAUGGGGUGAUGGGGAAGGUGGGUGUGAGGAUGCUGAGAGUAAGCAUGAAAAAGACGAAGAAGAAGAAGAAGAAGAAGAAGAAGAAGAAGAAGAAGAAGAAGAAGAAGAAGAAGAAGAAGAAGAAGAAGAAGAAGAAGAAGAAGAAGAAGAAGAAGAAGAAGAGGUAUUAUACGUAA